AUGGACGGCUUCGGGCGAGUCACGCUUCUCAAUCGAAUCAUCCCUCUCUUAUACCACUCUUCAGAGCAGUCUCCGAUAGAUCUUAUCGUGACGUUGGGCGGUGACGGGACGAUUCUACAUGCCUCCUCGCUUUUCAAAACUGGACCAAUUCCCCCUGUCCUGAGCUUUUCUAUGGGAACAUUGGGCUUCCUUCUGCCCUUUAACGUUGAUACAUUCCCCUCUGCCUUUGAUGAGGUGUUUACGGGAAAGGCGACCAUUCUUGAGCGAAUGCGGAUAGCUUGCACUUUUCAUCGGCAAGAUGGCAGUGAGAUUGAAGGGUGCGGAGAGCCAGGAUGGCAAGUCAUGAACGAAGUGACAUUACAUAGAGGAAGGAGUCCACAUCUAAAUAUUAUAGACGCCUACGUGGAUGGGCAGCACCUCACAGAGGCCGUCUCCGAUGGCUUGAUUCUUUCUACACCUACUGGAUCCACGGCUUAUUCUCUCUCGUCCGGCGGUCCUAUUGUGCAUCCAGCUGUAAAUGCACUGCUCCUAACACCAAUAUGUCCUCGAAGUCUUUCGUUUCGGUCACUCGUGUUACCAGGUUCAUCUAGGAUAACCCUCAAGGUGAGCCGUACAAGUCGCGCUCCGGCGGAGGUAUCCAUGGACGGCCAAGGCGUGCGUGUCCUCCAACCAGGCGAAUUUGUCUCAGUCGAAGCGUCGCCGUAUCCAGUCCCGUGUGUCAAACGAUCCGCCGACCUGCAUGCCUCCCGAGUCGACCUCGAAAAGCGGCGAACGGAAAUGGGCGAGCGUGGGUUGGGAGACGAUUGGGUGCGAGAUAUCAACACUCUCUUGCAGUUCAACGCCUCCUUCAAGAACAAGCAUCUUGCGACAGAGAGAGUAUAA
Molecule: messenger RNA, 882 nt
Organism: Serendipita indica DSM 11827
Lineage: Eukaryota; Fungi; Basidiomycota; Agaricomycetes; Sebacinales; Serendipitaceae
Source: the annotation of a GenBank genome assembly